AUGGGGUCAAUAGCCACAGCUGAAAAGGUCGACGUGGUGGUUGUCGGCGCCGGGUGGAAUGGACUCAUAGCCGCCAAGACAUACCUGGACCUAAGCGCUUCAGCGAACUUGAUCAUUAUUGACGAGCAGGCUACGAUUGGAGGGGUGUGGAGCGCUGAGAAGAUCUACCCAUCUCUCUACGCACAGAUCAAUCACGGGUUGUUCGAAUACUCGUUCUACCCGAUGAAACGUGAAGGUAUCACAGAAGAUGGCUACAUAUCUGGGCAGACAAUUCAUCAAUACUUGUGCGAUUUUGCACAGGACUUUGACCUCGUUCGGAGAACACGCCUCCAGACGACGGUAACGAAUGUUUCUCAGCUUGAUGACAAAACAUGGCACCUAGAGAUCUCUGGAAAGCCUCCAGUCGAGUGUAAGAAACUGAUAUAUGCCUCGGGUGCCACCUCGCACCCUGUUGUACCCAAGUGGCCGACGGACGAGACCUUUAGCUCUCCCGUGAUCCAUUCUGCCGACGUUGGAUCACAUCUCAAUGCGCUGGAUAAGAUACAAACCGCGACUGUUUUGGGAGGAGCCAAGUCUGCCUACGACACCGUUUUCUUAUUACUGAAGGCCGGAAAGAAGGUGAAUUGGAUCAUCAGAGAGGACGGUUCCGGUCCAUUGGCUAUUAUGCCGCCCACAAUCUUCGGCCUGAUCAACACAAUGGAUGUGACAACGAUGGGCAUCACUCGAUUGAUGGGAGCAAGCAUUAUGAGCACUGAUGGGUAUGGUCAUCAGUUCUUCCAGAGAACCGCGUUGGGCCGAUUCUUGGCCUGGAUCUUCUGGAUAGCCAUCAAUUGGGUAGCCGACGUUCACGCAGGGUAUUCCAAGUCCGAGAAUGCGACCAAGCUCAGGCCGAAACCAUCCGGGAACGGCAUAUUCUGGGCCCAAGCUGGCGUCGGUGCCGCCAGCGUCCCAUCUUUUUGGAAAACGUUCCAUGCUGGAGAUGUCACCGUCCAUCGCACUAAUUUUGCCUCUUUCCGGGGCACUAGCAUGGUUCACCUGAAGAACGGUACAUCUUUUGAGACUGACUACAUUAUUUUGUGUACCGGAUUCGACAAGUCAUACCAUGUCUUUAGUGAGCAAACGCAACAGAGGUGUGGCCUGGUUCCCACCACGGACCGAAGGGUUGAGUCACACUGGACCAAACUGGAAGCAGAAGCUGUUGAAAAAGUAGACGAGCUUCUCCCACAGUUGUGCAACCCUCCGGCGACUCUGUGGGAGAGUCACGCCCUCGCCAAGGAAGCCGGUGGACGAAGGCUCCUACAUGGCCCAAGCCGACACUACCGGCGACUGAUUGUCCCUAAGCUUGCGGCGUCAGGAGACAGGUCGAUUUGCUUUCCCGGGUUUAUUCACUCCAUCUAUACGCCGUUUGUUGCCGAAACACAAGCGCUUUGGAGCGUUGCUUUCCUGCUCGGGCUACUCGAUCUCCCAUCCCAAGAAGAUAUGGAGACAGAGGUGGCUGAAUGGAAUGUCUGGACGCGCAAGCGUUACAUCUCCCAAGGAAAGAAAAACGCUUAUGCUAUUUAUGACUUUCUGCCGUAUAUCGGCCUGCUGCUCGGCGAUCUCGGGAUCAACGCGAAUCGCAAAAAAGGCUGGUUUGCUGGCCUUUUUGAGGCUACUUACCCACGAGAAUACAACGGUUUGAUUGAGGAAUUUCGUCAAGCUUUGGCUGCCAAAAGCGCACUCAAGAUGAACACCACCGCUGCUGGGAUUCCAAAGAAAGCCAGGUUCGACUGA
This is a messenger RNA of Penicillium robsamsonii, 1773 nucleotides long. Its product is annotated as cofactor FMO1 FAD enzyme. Bases 1 to 1773 code for a protein of 590 amino acids. The transcript has 4 exons. NCBI's taxonomy places the organism in Eukaryota, Fungi, Ascomycota, Eurotiomycetes, Eurotiales, Aspergillaceae. The record is from RefSeq and is a predicted model, not a curated record.